AAAAAUACACCCAUAUUCAUUGUGAAGAAACAUUUAUUAAAUGCCACAUGCAGCCUGUACCAAAACCUCUCCAGAUGAAUAGCUACCAUACAAAUUUCUUCAAAAUUAUUUAUUGGUAUAGAUUCCAGACACAUUUGGAGUCCACUUACAGUGAAUCACAACAAUUCUAGCAGUCCCAGCAGCAGCGAGGACAGAGCAGAUAUGUCUGAAUUCCCGCAAUCUUCUACUUCAAAUCUCGCCGCCGCUGCUGAAUGCCGCCGCAUAAUCGAUACUUCCGCCGCGGGAGGCGGAGCGGAGGACCUCUGCUCCUUCCCUCCGAACUCAGACACCGUCCUGGAGAAUGUCCUGAAACACGUUCUCUGCUACGUGACCGAUCGCCGCGACCGGAACGCGACCUCGCUAGUGUGCAAGUCGUGGUACCGGAUUGAGGCCAUGACCAGAUCCGAAGUCUUCAUCGGAAAUUGCUACGCCGUGUCGCCUCAGCGGGUCAGGGAUCGGUUCAGCCGGGUCAAAUCUCUGAUUGUUAAGGGAAAGCCUAGGUUUGCCGAUUUCGGAUUGCUUCCGCCGGACUGGGGCGCGCGCGUGGACGCGUGGAUUACCGCCUUUUCCCAGCCUUACGGUGCGCUGGAGAAACUGUACCUGAAACGCAUGGUUAUCCUGGACGAAGAUAUGCAGGCUCUGGCGGAGGCUUUCCCGAAUCUGGAGGAGCUGGUUGUGGUCUGUUGCGAAGGAUUCGGGACCAUGGGACUUGCUUUCGUCGCGGGGGAGUGCAGAUUUUGGGAAGACCAAGGUGCAGCCUGCUGCAACAUAGGGGACAGCUACUUCAUGCUUUUGAACACUUCCUCCUUCAACAUCCUGUUCACUUGAUGAGUCAUCUCCUUGUAAAAUCACCUUCUGCCCUUGUACUUCCCAUUUGAAAGUCUGACUUUGGAAGUUAAUCUCCGUGUCUCCCAAGCUUGUUAGCCAGUCCAUUCCCAAGACUAAAUCCGUGCUCCCCAGCUCCAAUAAGUAAUAAGUUUGAUGAAUACCAAUUCCUUGCACAUUCAGAUCUACACCUGCACAUCUGCCACGGCUUUGAAUACAUUCUCCAUUCCCUAACUGCACUCUAUUCCCCUGAAAAGGAGUAUAAGGAAUCCUCCACUUUUCCACCAAGCUUAGUGACAUAAAAUUGUGUGUAGCACCUCCAUCAAUGAGUACAUUUACUGUGUUUUCACCUUCAUGCCAUUCCAGUUUACCCUUUACCUUAAAGGUUUUCACAGGGGUUAUGUCUUUCUCAUCACUUAAAGAAAACUGCAUGGUCUUCAAUUCUAGAGAUGUGGUCUUAUCCCUGCCAGAUUCCAUUGAUUCAACUUCAGAAUCAGCUUCACCCUCCGAAUUCUCCACUAGGAUCAUUUUAUAGUUCCUCAUCUUACAGACAUGUCCUCUUCCCCAAUUUUCACCACAUUUAAAACAGAGUCCUUUCUUGCUUCUGUUUAAUAGUUCUUCUUGGGAUAGUCUGGGACUUGUCUCAUUAGAUACGCAGCUUGGACCUUCCUUCCUGCUUUCAUCUCCCCAUUUCUGGCCUGAAGACUGGAUGAUAGGUUUAGUCUGCCAUUUCCUCUUUCCUUCAUCCUUAUUCUUCACAAAUAAGGUUUCAGAAUUCUUGUUCUCAAUCGUGGACGCAGUAUCCAUAACUUCUGCCAACGUUCUAGUACGAUGUAACUUCAAUCCUGCUCUUAUAUCUCUUUUCAAUCCCUUAAGAAAGAUUCCUCUCAAGACUUCUUCAGUUAAGUGGCCUUGGGACGCAAUGGCAGUCUCAAAUUUAUCCCUGUAUUCUUUCACCGUUCCUUUCUGCUUCAAACUGAGUAGUGGUCCCAAAGGAUCUUGCACCAAUUCUGGUUGAAAUCGUUUGGACAGAGCAGUAGUAAAAGCAUUCCAAGUUUGAUGUUGAGCUUGUCGUUCCCACCAUUGGAACCAGCUCAAGGCCUGGUCCUCCAUGGCCACGACUGCAACGUCAAUCUUAUCUUCUUCGUCUGUCCUGUUCAAUCGGAAGUACCGGUCCAUCCGUACUAACCAUCCAAACACAUCAUCGCCAUUGAAAAUAGGUAGGUCAAUUUUUCGACCUACCUGUUGAUGGUGCCGCUGAUGUCUGCGUGAGUCGCGAUGGCUAUGCGAAGUGGAGUGGUCUGAUCCAUCAGAACUAUCGCUGUUCUUCACAUGUCUAUUGUGAUGCGAUGUCGUUGAAUGAUGCGACCGACUCGACCGACUCCUAGAUCGAUCGGAAUGUCUGUUUUGGAGGUCCGCGAUGCCAGCCUGCAUCGUCGUCAUCAUCGCGAUCAGGUUUUCAUACUUCGUUUCUACUUCAGCUAUUCGUCCCUCCAUCAUCUUCCUUGUUCCCACCAUUCACAGCAACGAAAGGCUCUGAUACCAAUUGAUAGGAUCCUCCAGAAAUUCACAACAAUCCACAGAGAAUUUGUAAAACAGAAUCAAGAAAACAAAGAAGAUUUUAUUAUCGAUGAAUCGGUAACAAGAAUGGCCGAAGCCCCCAAUGAGCCGUAGCCCCCCAAAGAAAGAGAAUAGUUCUAGAUCUCCCAAAGUCCCAAAGUCAAAGUCUACAAACAGCCUACUUGACUUCUCCCAACUUAUUCUAUUUAUACUAAUCUAGUACACUUCUUAUUAUACUUGGUUUAUUAGGCCCACUCCAAACAGUCUAUUAGGCCCAAUUCCUAACACAAAAUAGUGAUUUUAAUUUUUGUUAUGCAUAAACAAAAUCAAAGAAUCUUAUUUCAAAAAACGGAAAAAUGUGUUCGAAAUUUCGCAACAAGACUGAAAUUAAUAUUAUGAAUUUGAAGUGCCGCAUUUACACGGGAAAAAUAAUAAUUUAAAAUUAAAGAGUUAAUAUUUUUAACAUAAAAAUUGAUCUUUAUUUUUAACUCUUUAAUUUUUAUUUUUAAAUUUCGUAUUUUAAAUGUAUAGUAUCUUUUCUUUCUUUUUCUUUAUUUUAAAGUCAAUUAGGGUAAAUUUGCUCCUUUAUAGGAAGUUAGGAACAUACGUGGUAUUUUUGCACAUUUUAAAAGUUCAGAAGUAUAUGCUCACCUCUACAUAUACUUUAGCGGUAUAUUUGCACCCCUUCAAAUCAAUAAUAUUUACUAGAAAACAAAAUUGUAAUUAUUUUUGGAUUAAAAUUAAUCAAAACAAACCAAUCAAUAUCAGAAUUAAAUAAAAGAGAUUGGUCAAAAUAAAAUAAAAAAUAAACUGAAGAUAAUAGAAACAGAGAUGGUGGAAGAAGUAGAAAAACAAAAACAGGAGAGGAUUAACACUUACCAUGACACUGCGGCAAUCAGUAACGAUGCCUUGGAAAGUGUUACCAUGUUUUAGAUCUUUUACUUUUUUGAGGGGUAAUAUCUACUUUAUUGGUGUGUUGAAAUGUAGUGACAAAUUAAUUUAGAAUUUUGCUUCGUUUACACGCCGGCUAUCACGCCUAAGUGUAAUUGUGGGUGCACGGACAAUUACACAUGGGGUUUAGUAAAGGGAAGUGUCUGUGACUCCAAGAAAUGAAUUGUCUGUGCAAAGACAACUCGGGAUCACAACACUUACCCUUACUAAAUCCAAGUGUAAUCCGGCGUUAAUCGGACGUGUACAUGUAGCAUUUCUGUUAACUUUAACCAACUUUGAAGUAUGAUAAUAAUCUCAAUUGUGAGAUUCUGUGGUUUGCUUGUGCUCGCACUUUCUAGGUAUAAUUUUGAUGCUUAUUAUUUUAGGAAAUUGAGGGUGCUCGAACUGAUGGAGUGUGAUAUCGAUGAUGAAGAAAUGGAUUGGAUUUCAUGUUUCCCAGGAGAUGAAACAUGCCUCGAGUCUUUGGCCUUUGAUUGUGUGAUAAAUGAUGUGAAUUAUAAUGCGUUGGAAAGGUUGGUGAUGAGGUCUCCUUAUUUGAAGAAACUUAAGUUGAACCAGGUUGCUUCUAUUGAACAGCUUUACAAGCUGAUGGUUAGGGCCCCACAGCUUACCCAUCUGGGAACUGGAUCAUUUAGGCCCUCAGAAGAAGGUGAUGGUGAACAAGAAGAAGAACUUAACUAUGCUUCUGCUUUUGCUGCCUGCAAAUCAUUAGUGUCUCUGUCUGGGUUCAGGGAAAUACAUCCUGAUUACCUUCCUUCCAUAUACCCCAUUUGUGCCAACCUUACUACUCUUAAUUUCAGUUUUGCCGACAUCAAUGCUGAGCAACUCAAAGCAGUCAUUUGCCACUGCCACAAGCUGCAGGUUUUAUGGGUGCUUGAUUCAGUAUGUGAUGAAGGCCUCAAGGCAGUAGCUGAAACAUGUAAGGAUCUAAGAGAGCUUCGGGUUUUCCCUCGUAAUGCUGAUGAAGACGCGGAUGGCCCCGUUUCUGAAAUCGGUUUGGUUGCAGUCUCAGAGGGUUGCAAGAAACUUAAUUACAUAUUAUAUUUUUGCCAGAGAAUGACCAAUGCGGCUCUCCUGACCUUUUCACAGAACUUACCAGAUAUUGUGGUGUUCCGUCUCUGCAUAAUGGGCCGGCACAGACCCGACCCGGUAACAGGAGAGCCAAUGGAUGAAGGGUUUGGAGCUAUUGUCAAGCACUGUAAGAAUCUCACCCGCCUCUCUAUAUCCGGUCUGCUGACCGACCAAGUUUUUAGUUACAUUGGUGAAUAUGGUAAAUUGGUGCGGACGCUGUCAAUCGCGUUCGCUGGGGAUAGUGACUUGGGGCUGAAAUACGUCUUGGAGGGCUGCCCGAAGUUGCAAAAGCUCGAGGUCAGGGAUUGCCCAUUUGGGGACUUGGCUGCCCGUGCUGGUUUGCAUCACUAUUACAACAUGAGGUUCAUUUGGUUGUCUUCUUGCCGAGUGUCACGUGAAUGCUGUGAGGAGAUUGCACGGGAGUUGCCGCACUUGAUGGUCGAAGUGAUUGACUGGAACGAGUUGGGGAGUAAUGAGAAUGAUUAUGAUGUUUUGUACAUGUACCGGUCUGUUAAUAAUGAACCAAGAACCGAUGCCUCAAGGUUUGUUCAAAUCUAUUGAUGUUAGGAAAGAUGCACAGGAGGGUGCCAUUGCGGUAUAGUGUUUUUUCCCUGGAAGUUCUGGGACCAGGGUUAAUAUUGGUGAUCUAUUUGUGGUCUCUUUCUUCAUUGAGGAUGUUCAUUUUGUCUUAAAGAUAAAAAGAAGCCAUGGACAUUGCAAGGUGUAAGAUGGGGUCCUACAGAAAUGCAGAUUGAGAAAGAUGAUGGUGAUUUGGGUGGACUUGCCAUCCGUUGCAUAAUUCCCAUUUCAUUAGACUGAGCUUUUACUUGUUUCUAUGUUUGUCAGUUUACACUUUUAGACCUGCUUAUUUUCUUUGGCUGUUUUUUCGUUUGCACCUGGCUGCUGAAUUUCUAUAUGGUUCUUUUAUUGGAUGUUUCGUUUCACUAAUGAUAUCCAUGGUAAGCAUGGUUGAUCAAUGGCUCUGGUUUCCUGCUUUCCUAAUUUAGUUCUCCUAUCUGUGGAAUUGGCAUAAGAUCCUCGGAAUGAUGGACCAUGAUAGCGAUGCUAAUGAUUCAUUUUAGCUGUGAUUGUGAUUGUAUGUGGUAAUUAUUAAUUAAUGUAUUGGAUAAGUCGGCAAACCCCACUUGAAGUCAAUAGAUUUGGCUAAAUGCCCUUUUGAGCCUUGGCUUUUGAUUAAUCUAUUGAGGUUCAUUUGGUUGUCUUCUUGCCGAGUGUCACGUGAAUGCUGUGAGGAGAUUGCACGGGAGUUGCCGCACUUGAUGGUCGAAGUGAUUGACUGGAACGAGUUGGGGAGUAAUGAGAAUGAUUAUGAUGUUUUGUACAUGUACCGGUCUGUUAAUAAUGAACCAAGAACCGAUGCCUCAAGGUUUGUUCAAAUCUAUUGAUGUUAGGAAAGAUGCACAGGAGGGUGCCAUUGCGGUAUAGUGUUUUUUUCCCUGGAAGUUCUGGGACCAGGGUUAAUAUUGGUGAUCUAUUUGUGGUCUCUUUCUUCAUUGAGGAUGUUCAUUUUGUCUUAAAGAUAAAAAGAAGCCAUGGACAUUGCAAGGUGUAAGAUGGGGUCCUACAGAAAUGCAGAUUGAGAAAGAUGAUGGUGAUUUGGGUGGACUUGCCAUCCGUUGCAUAAUUCCCAUUUCAUUAGACUGAGCUUUUACUUGUUUCUAUGUUUGUCAGUUUACACUUUUAGACCUGCUUAUUUUCUUUGGCUGUUUUUUCGUUUGCACCUGGCUGCUGAAUUUCUAUAUGGUUCUUUUAUUGGAUGUUUCGUUUCACUAAUGAUAUCCAUGGUAAGCAUGGUUGAUCAAUGGCUCUGGUUUCCUGCUUUCCUAAUUUAGUUCUCCUAUCUGUGGAAUUGGCAUAAGAUCCUCGGAAUGAUGGACCAUGAUAGCGAUGCUAAUGAUUCAUUUUAGCUGUGAUUGUGAUUGUAUGUGGUAAUUAUUAAUUAAUGUAUUGGAUAAGUCGGCAAACCCCACUUGAAGUCAAUAGAUUUGGCUAAAUGCCCUUUUGAGCCUUGGCUUUUGAUUAAUCUAUUGAGCAACAGUUGGAGCAGUGUUGGACUUCGUUGAAUUGGAUUGGAAUUGACUGGGUAACACACUCGGAGAGAACUGUAAUUGGAAGGAUAAGACCGGAUCGGAAGUAGCGCAUUCUGCAUAUGAUGCUGGAGUGCUGGUUGACUGGAGUCGUCUGGACUACACGUCUACACCGUUUUGGGUUGGCCUUUGUUGCUUGACCGUAAUCAGAUUGUGUCUAUCCCAAAUAGGGAGAAAUUUCAGGUUUGGGAUCAUUUUUGAACUGAUGAUCUUUGAAUGAAUAGAAUCAUUUAUAGUACUUUGGUUGUGUCAUAUGUGAAGGGAGAGGGACUUGAAUAGUUGAAUUGUCUAUUGACAUUAUUGCUGGCAGAAUACUAAAAUCAUAACCUC
Messenger RNA from Cuscuta epithymum, 6884 nucleotides. Lineage: Eukaryota; Viridiplantae; Streptophyta; Magnoliopsida; Solanales; Convolvulaceae. The record is from the annotation of a GenBank genome assembly.